AUGAACACACACCCUGCACCACUCAGGACACCUGAGUACAGAACCAGGAUGCCAUAUCCCCAGAAGCUCCGACAAACAGAAAAGGAUAAGCAAUUUGCAAAGUUUGCAGAUUACCUCAGGAUCCUGAAGAUCAAAAUCCAUUUUGCAGAAGCUCUUGAACGGAUACCCUCUUAUUCCAAGUUUAUGAAGGACAUAUUAAGCCAUAAGAAGGAGUGGAGGGAGGUAGAGACAGUCUUCCUCACUGAAGAGUACAGUACAGUCAUCCAAAGGAAUCUACCAGAAAAUCUCCAGGAUCUUGGAAGCUUCGUGAUACCUUGCAACCUUGGAGACGCCUGCAUAAGGAAGGCCCUAUGUGAUCUUGGGGCAAGCAUUAACUUAAUACCUGCUGCACUGAUAAAGAAACUCAGCCUAACCCGAGAAGUCAAGCCCACCCGCAUAUGCCUCCAGUUGGCUGAUGGCUCAGCCAGGAUUCCAUCAGGAGUGAUUGAAGACAUGAUUGUAAGGGUUGGAACCUUUGCAUUCCCUACAGGUUUUAUAGUCCUGAAUAUGGAGGAACACAAGAAUGUGUUCCUUAUUCUAGGGAGGCCUUUUCUGGCCACAGGAAGAACGCUCAUUGACAUGGAAAAAGGAAAAGUGACCUUGAGAGUCAAUGAGGAUGAAUUUGUACUGGACGCCACCAAGGCCAUGCAAUACCUUGAUAUACCAGAGGAGUGCAUGAAGAUUGAUAUCAUCGAUUCCCUGGUGGAAGAGAUGCAUACAGUUGAGAGCCAAGAGAAGGAGCAGAAUGAUACCCUUGAGGAUGCUAACCCUGACAGGGAGGCAUCAAAAGAGUAG
Messenger RNA from Arachis ipaensis, 834 nucleotides. RefSeq lists its product as uncharacterized. NCBI's taxonomy places the organism in Eukaryota, Viridiplantae, Streptophyta, Magnoliopsida, Fabales, Fabaceae. The record is from RefSeq and is a predicted model, not a curated record.